Molecule: messenger RNA, 1983 nt
Organism: Belonocnema kinseyi
Lineage: Eukaryota; Metazoa; Arthropoda; Insecta; Hymenoptera; Cynipidae
Exons: 7
Coding region: 456-1895 (479 amino acids)
Biological process (GO): G protein-coupled glutamate receptor signaling pathway; regulation of synaptic transmission, glutamatergic
Cellular component (GO): membrane
Molecular function (GO): group II metabotropic glutamate receptor activity
Source: RefSeq, a predicted model, not a curated record
UCUGUCGUUCUUCAUCGUGUUGCUUGUUUUCACGAUAUAUUUUCUUGUACGAGUUACCAGUUUCUCGAAAAAAAAUUUAAUUUGCAAUUGUGUCCGGAAAAAUUAAAAAAAAAAGCGGGAUGUAAAUCCAUUACCUGGCCAAAAUGGUAAUUUUGCAAGGAUUUAAUUCAAAUUGCAAAUUUUUUCUGUGUGUUUUUUUGUGAACUAUUUUUGAAGUUUUACCAAAAUUAAUAGGAAAUUUUUAGUGUUCAUACGGAACCGGGAAAUUAAAUAGAAUUUUGGGAAAGGGCCUGGAAUUUGAAAAAAAUGUGUUAUUGACAAUUCAUGAUCUACAGUCUGGUCCUCGAAUCAUGAGGAUGCGUCUGCGCAGGCGAAAGUGGAGAAAAGGGUGAUAUAAAAAAAAAAUAAACAAAAUUGUAUUGGAAUCUGAUUAUAAAAUUUUGAAAAAAGAGAAGAUGAGACUGAGUCCCAUUAUCUUAUCUGCUGCAACAGCUUGGGCGGGCCAAGCGUUGCAGCAUCAACCGGAUCCGAUGAUCCGAAGGAUCCCAACGGAUUACCAGAAAUUUUCCCACUACUCGGGAUAUCAUCCCGAACUCUCGACCGAGUAUUUCCUGGUGCCACCGAAUAUCGGUGCCGAGAGGGGCGACUCAAGCGUGGCAAGUGUGGUCAGUGUGCCGGCACCGAAUCGCACUAUAUCGAUCUACCGGGGCCCGGGACGUCCUAGUGGGGGACAUAUCGAAGAUCCAAAAGUGGGCCCGAUUGCUAGACCGUGGCCCUUACUGAGGCCCCAAAUUUGGGCCCUACCUCUCGCAGCCUUCAGCGCCGCUGCUAUGCUCCUUAUGGCUGGAUUCGAAAUAUUUGUCCUCUGCAAAGCUAGAACUACAGCUCCUAGUAGAAGACACUUGUUCCUCGGCCAGGCUUUGUUAUUGGGCCUUUUUUUUCAAGCUGGUCUUUCAGCUGCAGUCUCGCUGACACCAAAUUUAUUGUCAUGCGCUGCUUUUAGACUCGUUGGAUUACCCGCAGCUCUCGUUUUCGCCGCCCUUCUCGUCAAGUGUGUUUUCCUACUUUCCCUCAACAGUGGAGUUUAUCUACCUGCCCCUUAUCAGGCGUUAGUCUUGAUCUUUGCGGUUCUGGUACAAGUGGCAAUUAACGGACAGUGGUUCUUUGGAGAACCACCAGCUGCGGUCCCAGUGGGUGCAAGUCAACAUUUCAUUGGAUCUGGUUGCAAACCUCCCGUCAACCAUACUCUCGCAUCCCUUGGUUAUCCAAGCACGCUGCUCGUCGCUGUAACGUGCCUCGCAAUCCGGGCUCGUGGAGUUCGAGAUAAUCACCGAGAAGCGGCUUUUAUCGGCCUCGCGGUCGGCCUCUCGGUUCCGGUCUGGAUUUCCGCAACAAUUGGUGCCCUGACAGCACCUGAAGACGAUCAGGAAGCCUGGGUGGCUUACGGGCUUUUAUCGACUUCCAUUCUCGUCUUUUUGACAAUGUUUUUGCCGAAAGGUCGACAAUUAGCGGCCCUAGGGCGGGAAAAUUCAGUGGCUGCUACUGUCGCUGCUAUGCGAGAAAGAGAAGAACAACUCAGUUGUAGUUCACUUCCCGGAAGUGGAUAUUCUCCCUCAUUUUUCCAUUUCAAACCCGCUGAUACGUCAUUGAAAAGAAAAGUUGAUUACCAUAGCACUGAUCGCGUGGCACUAGUUUCUUCUGGAAUUCCUCGUUGUAAUGCAUGUCGGCACGGAAGCAGUCCUAUCUACUCUGAUGACGUUCACGGAGGAAUGGAACCUUUUGUCGUGCCUCACGGGGUUUAUUUGAGACCCGAGGAUGUUGGAAAUUUGUACACGACUCUCUCAGCGAAUCCAAACGUCUUUUUCCAGAGGGCUCAUCCAGGCAUGAUGUAUUGACGAAGGCCUUUUGUAAACUACUUUUUAACACUGUAAAUAGCUUAGUUUUACUUUUUUCUGUUACUUUAAGCAUAGCGAAUAAAAAAAA